This is a messenger RNA of Pongo pygmaeus (Bornean orangutan), 6717 nucleotides long. It is a transcript of the gene SNX21, whose product is annotated as sorting nexin family member 21. Gene Ontology annotation, molecular function: phosphatidylinositol phosphate binding; protein binding. Bases 4251 to 5162 code for a protein of 303 amino acids. Gene Ontology annotation, cellular component: early endosome membrane. Lineage: Eukaryota; Metazoa; Chordata; Mammalia; Primates; Hominidae. The transcript is spliced from 2 exons. Gene Ontology annotation, biological process: protein transport. The record is from RefSeq and is a predicted model, not a curated record.
AAUGAAAUGGUAGCUAUGUCAUCAUUAUUUAACUUUGGGUUGAAAAUGUUUGUCAUCUAGAGCCUGCUGUGUCCUUAUAACGCACAGGUCAAUCAGUUCUCAAGCACCCGACCUUGUCCUAAGGGCUAGACUUAGGGGGUUGGUGGAGGUUAGGAUGAAGAGCGAUGUUGGGGAGGACCUUGGAGUCCCUUGCUGUUUUCCUUGCUGUUGAGAGACUGACUUGGAGAAUGAGGUCUGCUCCUUUAAUGCCCACAGCAACUCCUGCUCCAGUCCCUUUUCAGGCCAGGCCUGAAAGCCGGCUGAGCUGGCCACUCCUGUCAGUGGCAGCUCUCCAUCUCUCACUACCCUCCUCUUCACCACCCUUCUCCACCUCUGACUCAGCAGGAGGGGGCCUGGAGCCCAGUCCCACAUCUGGGCCUCUCCACCCUUUUCUGUUGCUGUUAGUAAGCAAGGGCCACACCCAUGGGGUGACUACUCCAAUUUCAGCAGGGACCGACUCCAAUUAUUGAGUCUUUUAAAAAAAUUUUUGAGACAGGGUCUCGUUCUGUCAGUCAGGCUGGAGUGCAGUGGUGCAGUCAUAACUCACUACAACCUCCAGCUGGGCUCAAGCUAUCCUCCCACCUCAGACUCCCAAGUAGCUAGGACUACAGGUGUGCACCACCACGUGUGGCCAAUGAUGAAGUCUGAAGUGGCAAAGGUCUCAGAACUCUGGGGUGGACAAGGGUUCAUACACUGAAAGGGGACACCAAGGAAUAGUUCAGAGGCUGAGAGGAAUGGGGGUGACUGUGGGUACCUGGAUGGGAAGGGAUGACAAGAUAGAGCAGGAUGGCCAAGUAUGCCCCGGCCUGUGUCUGGAGAAGCAAGGCACCUCCUGUGUACAAUGGGGACCCUAAUUCCCCAUUUAACUUGUGGGGGUGAAGAGCACAGGCUUUGGAAUCAGAUCAACCUGAGUUUAAAUCCCAGCUGGGCUGUUUUCCAGCUGUGUGACUUACAGCAAGUCUUUGAGCCCUUUUCCUCCUCUUUGAGCCUGCUUCCUCAGCUGCCAGAGAUAAGGACACCUUCCUUGCAGUGCUGUUGUGAUGAUUAAAUGAAAUCAUAGAUGUAAAGAGUGCUUGGUACAACAGGAGGGACAGGGUAAAUGCUUGGGUAAUGGAACUACUGUCAUUAUCACCCAUCUGGCUGCAUGUUACAAGGAUCAAUGAGAUAAUGGAUACAAAAUGUAAACUAGAUGAACAUAAAGGCUUAUUAUAUAGACCCGUGUGUCCUGAAGAAAACUGGUGUCCUAAAGUGUGUCCUGCAGAAAACUAGUUCCAUGGAAUGUUAAUAGCUGUUUCUAAAUAAAGGUUUUGCAGGCAAUAUGUUUUGAGAAUGCAGAGUUAAAUGAGAAUACAAUAAGUUUCUUUAUUGUUAAAGUAUUUAAUCCCUAAUAGUAAUGUACACUGUGAAUCUUCAAGAGGACAGAGUAGGCAAACCUAACUGACCAGGAGUGGCUAGAGUAUUGUCAGUUCCACAGAACAAAUGUGAGAGAAAGAUCUGGAUUUGGUGUUAGGGUGCCUUUAACAUCUAACACUGGUUAACUCUCCUUUUAAACCUGUUGGCUUGGCAUUAUAGGUUAAUCCAUAUUCAGGUUCUCAGACCGGGGAGCUUCGUGAUCAUCUUGCUCAGUGAUUUCCAAACCUCAGUCAUUCCACUACCUCCCUGAUUCUUGUCCUAUCUAAAAGUGCCACUUGUACCCUUUUCUUCUUAACAUUUUUCUUUAAAUGAACCUAUUUUUUUCUUUGUCUUUUUUUUUUUUUUAAGACAGAGUCUUGCUUUGUUGCCCAGGCUGGAGUGCAGUGGCGCAAUCUCAGCUCACUGCAACUUCUGCCUCCUAGGUUCAAGCAGUCCUCCCACCUCAGCCUCCUGAGUAGCUAGGAUUACAGGUGCCCACUACCAUGCCUGGCUAAGUUUUGCAUUUUCAGUAGAAAUGGGGUUUCACUGUUGGCCAGGCUGGUCUUGAACUCCUGACCUCAAGUGAUCUGCCCGCCUCAGCCUCCCAAAGUGUUGGGAUUACAGGUGUGAGCCACUGCGCCCAGCCGAACCUAUUUUUUUUCUUGAAUAAGUUUAUUGAGACAGAGUCUUGCUCUGUCACCUAGGCUGGAGUGCAGUGGCGCGAUCAUAGCUCACUGCAGCCUCGAACUCCUGGGCUCACAUGAUUCUCUGCCUCAGCCUCCUGAGUAGCUGGGACCAUAAGUGCCCAACUAAUUCUUUUUAUUUUUUAUUUUUUUUAGAGACAGGGUCUUGCCAUGUUGCCCAGGCUGGUCUCGAACUCCUGGCCUUAAGCAGUUCUCCUGCCUCAGCCUCCCAAAGUACUGGGAUUACAGGUAUGAGCCACUGUGCCCAUCCUUUAAGUAAUUUUAAAAGACAACUUCAUAGCACUACUGUAUGUGGAAAGUCUCACUUGCCACAGAGAGAAGCUAGCCAUAAAAAUAAAAGUAGUGGGCCAGGCACGGUGGCUCACGCCUAUAAUCCCAGCACUUUGGGAGGCUGAGGUGGGCAGAUCACCUAAGGUCAGGAGUUCAAGACCAGCCUGGCCAACAUGGUGAAACCCCGACUCUACUAAAAAUACAAAAAUUAGCCAGGCGUGGUGGUAGGUGCCUGUAAUUCCAGCUACUCGGGAGACUGAGGCAGGAGAAUUGCUUGAACCCAGGAGGCAGAGGUUGCAGUGAGCGGAGACUGUGCCACUGCACGCCAGCCUGGGCGACAGGGCGAGACUAAAUAAAUAAAUAAAGUAAGUAAGUAAGUAGUGAAAAUGAAACAUCAUUAAAUCUUGCCUAGAUGUUGUUGCCUGAAGGAGUCCCUGACCUGAGAUCCACUUUCUGGCUCUUUUCUAAAAAUGGAGAUGAGAAGUGUUAGAGAAGUACUUUUUUUUUUUUUUUUUUUUUUUUUUUUUUUUGAGAGUUUCACUCUUGUUGCCCAGGCUGGAGUGCCAUGAGCAAUCUCGGCUCACCGCAACCUCCACCUCCCAGGUUCAAGCGAUUCUCCUGCCUCAGCCUCCCAAGUAGCUGAGAUUACAGGCAUGUGCCACCACGCCUGGCUAAUUUUGCAUUUUUAGUAGAGACAGGGUUUCUCCAUGUUGGUCAGGCUGGUCUCGAACUCUCAACCUCAGGUGAUCCACCUGCCUCAGCCUCCCAAAGUGCUGAGAUUACAGGUGUGUAUGUGAGCCACUGCAAGCGGCCCAAGAAGUCCUUUUUUUAAAACCAAACUGAGAGCUGGCCAGGCGCAGUGGCUCACGCCUAUAAUCCCAGCACUCUCGGAGGCCAAGGCAGGCGGAUCACGAGGUCAGAAGAUUGAGACCAUCCUGGCUAACACAGUGAAACCCCGUCUCUACUAAAAAAUACAAAAAAUUAGCCGGGCGUAGUGGCAGGCGCCUGUCGUCCCAGCUACUCGGGAGGCUGAGGCAGGAGAAUGGAGUAAACCCGGGAGGCGGAGCUUGCAGUGAGCCGAGAUCGUGCCACUGUACUCCAGCACUCCAGCCUGGGCAACAGCGAGACUCUGUCUCAAAAAAAAAAAAAAAAAAAAAACCCAACAAAACCAAACUGAGAGCUUCUCAAUUUGUAGUCAGAAAGAUUAAAAAACAAUUAGGCUGGGUGUGGUGCUCAUGCCUGUAAUCUCAGCACUUUGGGAAGCCUAGGUAGGAAGAUUGCUCAAGGCUAGGAGUUCAAGGCCAGUGCUAGCAACAUAGUGAGACCCCCCCCCAUCUCUACAAAAAAAAAAAAAUUUUUAAAUAGCUGAGUGUGGUGGUGCAUGCCUAUAGUCCUUGCUACUUGGGAGGCUGAGGCAGGAGGAAUGCUUCAGCCCAGGAGGUUGAAGCUGCAGUAAGCUAUGAUUGUACCAGUGCAUUCCAACCUGGCCAACAGUGAGACCCUGUCUCAAAAAAUAAUAAUUAAAAGGGGAACCACCUCCUGAUGCAGUGAUAUUUACUCUAGUGCACACCACCUAAAAACCUCAGUUACCAAUACUUAUACAUGUCUCAUUUUUGGACAAACACUGACUUAACCGAGCACUUCCUUCACUAGAAACAGAAGUGGACCCAGAGGGGGACUGCCUUGCCUGAGGUCACACAGAGAAGGAGUAGCUGACCUGAGGUUAGAACUUGAGUCCUAGGCCAGUAUACUUUUCACAGUUACAAUCUACAGGUCUGUAGAUAGGCAAUUGUGGCUAUCUACAGACCUGUCCUCUGGGUCUAGUUUGGAAAAGCCUGACCAGGGAUGUGGAGGCCAGGUGUCCAAAGUGGAACAAGCUCCAAGCUGGUCCUAAAGGAGACCCAAGAGAUUGGCCGGGGUUUCAGCUUAUGUCUGGUUUUCCAGUGGGGGCUGUCAGAAGAACUAACUGCUCUAUGGGAAGGGAGUACAAAAAAAGGGGCAGCAGCCCCGGGCACUGAAGCUCAUCUCUGUCUUUCUCUCUUCUUGCUGCCUUGGGCCUGGGUCAUUUCAGACAAACCUCAGCUCUACACCCUCGCCGUGAUAGGCCCAGGGCCGCCAGAUUGCCAGCCAGCCCAGAUCUCUCGCCGUUACUCGGACUUUGAGCGGCUGCACCGAAACCUGCAGCGGCAAUUCCGGGGCCCAAUGGCUGCCAUCUCCUUCCCCCGUAAGCGGCUGCGCCGGAAUUUUACUGCAGAGACCAUUGCCCGCCGUAGCCGGGCCUUUGAGCAGUUUUUGGGUCACCUGCAGGCAGUGCCUGAGCUGCGCCAUGCCCCGGACCUGCAGGACUUCUUCGUGCUGCCGGAGCUGCGGCAGGCACAGAGCCUCACCUGUACUGGCCUCUAUCGUGAGGCUCUGGCACUCUGGGCCAAUGCCUGGCAGCUGCAAGCCCAGCUGGGCACCCCCUCUGGCCCAGACCGCCCCCUGCUGACCCUGGCUGGGCUGGCCGUGUGCCACCAGGAGCUGGAAGACCCUGGGGAGGCCCGGGCAUGCUGUGAGAAGGCCCUGCAGCUGCUUGGGGACAAGAGCCUCCACCCUUUGCUGGCACCCUUUCUGGAGGCCCAUGUCCGGCUCUCCUGGCGCCUGGGCCUGGACAAACGUCAAUCAGAGGCUCGGCUCCAAGCCCUGCAGGAGGCAGGCCUUACCCCGACACCACCCCCCAGUCUCAAAGAAUUGCUCAUCAAGGAGGUGCUGGACUAACCCUUGCCUAGAUUUAAGGCCACUGUGAGGCGAGGGGCUGCCCCAGAAUGCAGGGGAAGGACCUGAUGAGGACAGAAUAGCUGGGAGGCUGCAGAGGGUGCUGGGAGCCCCUAGAAGUUCCAAAAGAGAAUAUGAAGCAGAUCAAGGAAACUUCUGUUGAGCUGGGCUCAGGAUGAGCUUUGGCUGGGGUUGCCUUUGUGUAGUACAGGGAAGUCUGACACAGCCUCUCCAGCUUAUAAACAGCCGGGGGGCUGUGGCACAGGUUGGGGCAAUGUUCCCUUGUUGGUGGGCCCCCAAGCUGGCAAGGCCUCUUGGCUGAAGGCCAGGGACUCUGCCCUGGAGUCCUGGAGUUAAGGGAUGAAGGCAAGGCUGCAGGUCUGGCCCAGGGGAAUUAAAAGCCAGCCACUCCAGUGGUAUCAGUCUCUUUAUUGGAUGUGAGGGCCAAAAGGGACUGUAACUCCUGUCUCAGGAAUGGGGAUAGAUGGGAGGUUCUUGAAGCCCCAGGCGAAGCUGGUACCUCUGGCUACAGCUUGCUCUCUGAGACCCGGGGCUUCACUCGGAUCACGCCCUCCUGGGCACAGGUCACAGCUAGGACUCCAUCCUGACGCCACAGCCGCCCAUGGACCAGCCCCCGAGAGCCACCUGUGGGUGAGGUGAAGGGUGAUGAUGGCCUGCUUCAGAACAGCCAAAUACACUUUUUUUUUUUUUUCCUGAAACAGAGUCUCACUAUGUUGCCCAGGCUGGUCUCAAGCUCCUGGGUUCAAGGGAUCCUCCCGCCUCAGCCUCCUGAGCAUCUGGGAUUACAGGUGCACAUCACCACGCCCAACCUCCAAGUGGACUUCUUGCAAAGGGUCUGGCCCAGGGCAGGGCUGCCCCACACAAGGGUGCACUGAGUGUCGUGGCUGCUCCAAAUGCCCCUUCAUGAGCUUAUUAUGGACCGUCAUUGAGGGGUAACUCCUCCCACAGGAACCCCACUUGACAGUUUAAAAGCACUUUCACACCUCUGCUCGCUUCCUCAAAAAGAUCACGGAGGAGCUCUGAGAACAGUCUCCUUCAACAGCUCGGCCAAGCAGAACUGCUGUACCUCUGGCCACUUGUGUUAGGAAAACUAUUGGCUCCCUGUAUAAUAAAUCAAGCCAGGUCCUCCAAGUGGUAAUUCAUGAAAAAUAUCCCCACUACCACCACCAAGGGGAAGAAGGGACUCAGCAGAGAGGACUUGAGGCCAUGAGGUCUGGCCUCUUCCCUCCCCACCUGGAGACUCCUCCCUUGCUGGCUUUGGGCCCAAGUUUGAUGUUUGUGAGGAUGAUUGCUGGUUUCCCUUACACAUAGCAGAGCUCACUCAGUUCUCACAGUGGCCAAAUGAAGCAGUUAUGUGUUGUCCAGUUUUCCAGACCAGGACUGAAAUCCAUAGAGGGUCAGGAAUUUGGCCCCAUGAUGAGGCCAAAUCUGAACCCAUGUCCUCACUUCAAGGUUAUCAAUCUUGGAUUGUGAUGCUGUUGGUACUUGAGAAUACCCCUUAUCUGAGUAUAAAGAGUCCUUAAGUUUUGUCCUUCGU